ACAAAAUAAAUAAAAACAAAGUCAAAACACGACAACAAUAACAUUGUACUUUGCAGCGCGUCCGCUGCGCUGGCUGCGCAUAUUAAUUCCAAUAAAAACAAAGACUCGUUACGAAGCGUGCUCAGUGUCGACCGGUCCCCGACGUCUCCACGCGCCCGCGUCAACUAUUAACUGCUCGUUGCCGUCGCUAACGCUGAUUUACGUUCGUUCGAGCUCAUCAACUUACUCAAUCGCCACAACAGCUGUUUUACGUUAGUUUGUAUUGAAACGUACAUAUGAUCGCGCGCUUUCUUCUAACGCUUGAUUUGUGCGACGCGCUAGUGAAGUGAAUAAAGGUGCAAAAAUAAAACGCAAAAGCAAAAUAGAAGCAGAAACUAUUGGAAAAGUGUUUUUGGUUACAUAAAGAUAUUGAAAUUGUUUUAACAAAAACAAUAAAAAUGUCAUUCCUGACACUUUGGAUACCACUGUAUCUGCUGAUCGCCAUUGGAACGCUGUUCUUUGUAUGGUGGCGCAAGAACUGCAGCUAUUGGGCGGUGCGCGGUGUUGUCUCUGAUGCACCCGCGCUGUUCUACGGUAAUCUGCGCAACGUGGGACGUACGCAGACCAUACGUGAUCCCUUUUAUAAUUUCUAUAUGAAAUACAAACAUGUUGCGCCAUUUGGUGGCUUCUUCUUGUCGAUGCGCAAGGCGGCAGUGAUAUUCGAUCUCGAUCUCAUUAGAAGUGUACUCGUUAAGGACUUUGCAAACUUCAGCAGUCGCGGUGCCUACUAUAAUGAGAAAGAUGAUCCCAUCUCUGGACAUGUCUUCAAUUUGGAUGGCGCCAGUUGGCGUAAUAUGCGUGCAAAGCUUACGCCUACCUUUACCUCGGCGAAAAUGAAGUAUAUGUUUCCCACAAUAGUCGGUGUGGCGCAGGAGUUUGUCAAGGUGUUGGGUCAGGAGGCCGCUUUGGUCGCUAAGAGUGAUGCCGCUAAGCAAGGUAUUGAAAUACGCGACCUGUUGGCGCGUUUCACCACCGAUGUUAUAGGCAGUUGUGCUUUUGGACUCGAGUGUAAUAGUCUACAUGAACCGAAUACCGAAUUUCGUGUGAUGGGCAAGAAAAUAUUCACGCAACGUCGUCACGGUCGUCUAAUCUUCGCGUUUGCCCAAGCUUAUCCUGAUCUCGCGCGCAAGCUGCACAUUAAAUUGGCACCUGAGGAUGUUAGUCAGUUCUUUCGCAAAGUUGUGCAUGACACAAUUGCCUACAGAGAGCAGACGGGCGUACAGCGUAAUGAUUUUCUCAAUCUGUUGCUGGAGUUGAAGAAGCAAGAGAAUGGUUUGACUUUGGAUCAAAUUGCCGCACAGUCGUUCGUUUUCUUUAUUGCCGGUUUUGAGACGAGUUCGAGCACAAUGAGCUUUGCGCUCUACGAACUGGCGCUCAAUCAGGAUAUGCAAACGAAGGCACGCACGGAAAUUGAGACUGUUCUGGCGCGUCACAAUGGCGAGUUCACGUACGAAUGCAUGCGUGACAUGCAAUAUUUGUAUCAAAUCUUUUGUGAAACCCUGCGUAAAUACUCGAUUGCCUCGGUAACUAUGCGUAAAACCCUCAAUGACUAUCAAGUGCCGAACACAAAGUUUGUUAUUGAGAAGGGCAUCAUUAUAGUCAUACCCGUCGAUGCCAUACAUCGUGAUCCCGAAAUCUAUCCCGAACCGGAACGCUUCGACCCCACACGUUUCGAGCCUGAGGCGGUCGCUAAGCGUCAUCCCAUGACUUGGCUGCCAUUUGGCGAGGGUCCACGCAAUUGCAUAGGUCUGCGCUUUGGUAAAAUGCAAGCCAUGGUCGGUUUGGCUCUGCUGCUGAAAAACUACAAAUUCACGUUGGCUCCACAAACCAAAGUACCGCUCGAAAUGAAAUUGGAAAGUUUUGUUUUGAAUAGCAAAGAUGGCAUACAUUUGAUUGUAGAGCCGGUUGAGAGCUCGUAGGGCAGUGAGCUGGUUGUUGGAUUUGCUUUGGUUGUAUUUUUGGUAUUCACAAAUUUUACAUAAUUUAAAAUAAAACACAAAUCUAUUAACAAAUUUA
Molecule: messenger RNA, 2055 nt
Organism: Ceratitis capitata (Mediterranean fruit fly)
Lineage: Eukaryota; Metazoa; Arthropoda; Insecta; Diptera; Tephritidae
Product: cytochrome P450 6a2
Exons: 2
Coding region: 438-1958 (506 amino acids)
Molecular function (GO): monooxygenase activity; heme binding; oxidoreductase activity, acting on paired donors, with incorporation or reduction of molecular oxygen
Source: RefSeq, a predicted model, not a curated record